Messenger RNA from Maudiozyma barnettii, 633 nucleotides. RefSeq names its product Gfd1p (gene GFD1). The coding region runs from base 1 to 633 and encodes 210 amino acids. The transcript has a single exon. The record is from RefSeq and is a predicted model, not a curated record. NCBI's taxonomy places the organism in Eukaryota, Fungi, Ascomycota, Saccharomycetes, Saccharomycetales, Saccharomycetaceae.
AUGGCAUUAGAAUCUAGUUGGGCAGAUGCACCAGAAGAACCGGAUGUAGUGAUAAAAUCACCUUCUAAAUCACAUUCAAAUUCGAAGAGAGGUAAUCGUAGCCAGAGGCACAAUAAUUAUAAUAACAACAGUAAUAGUGACAAUAACAAUUAUAAUGAAAGGAGAUCUCCUGAGAGGAACACCAUGGAUUUUGAUAACUAUCGUGAUAAAUCAAUUGAUAAAAGUAGUUCUCCCGUCAGAGAAGCUAUCAGUUUUGAUCAGUAUCGUGAUAAACCAAUUAAUAAAAGUAGUUCUCCAGUUAGAGAAGCUAUCAGUUUUGAUCAAUAUCGUGAUAAACCAAUUAACAAAAGACAACCUUUCGAAAAGACAUCGGGUAAUACUGAUGUACAUCAAAAACGUGAAAACAAUGCAUACUAUACACCUCCUUCUUCAAGAGGUAAACCGAACUUAGAACCGAAUCCCAGCAACAAAACAACAAAACAACCUGUAUCACCUUCCAAACUUGAGAUUAUUAAGAAAAGAAUUGAAGAACAACAGAGUAUUUUUAAAGUCACUAAGCAUAAAGAGCAACAAAAGCAGUUACUGGAUGACUUCUUAAAUGGUGACGAUGAGAUCAAUUGGGAAGAUGAAUAG